Molecule: messenger RNA, 711 nt
Organism: Acytostelium subglobosum LB1
Lineage: Eukaryota; Evosea; Eumycetozoa; Acytosteliales; Acytosteliaceae
Exons: 1
Source: RefSeq, a predicted model, not a curated record
CAAGUCGGACAUAUCCCACAGUCAGUGACACAAUUGUCAUUGCAUUCUUUCAAUCAAUCUCUUCAUGUUGGACAUAUCCCACAGUCAGUGACACAGCUCACUUUAGAGCUUUUCAAUCAACCUCUUCAAGUCGGACAUAUCCCACAGUCAGUGACACAACUAUCAUUGGAUGGUUUCAACCAACCUCUUCAAGUUGGACAUAUAUCACAUUCAGUGACACAGUUAGCUUUUGGAGAUGUCUUUAACCAAUUUCUCGCAACAGAAUACAUUCCAUCGGUCACAUCACUAUCGAUUCCAUGCGCUGAGUUCUCUCCAAAGAAUUUUAGUUUGCUUGACCAUCAGUGUCUUGAUCAGCUUACUGUUGUCCAUUUUGUCAAUUGCAAAAACUGGAACAAGAAGCCAUGGACAAAUGGAUCAUUUCUAGAUCACAAUAUCUCUCUUAUCAAAAUGAACAUACUUUCACAUUUGGUCAUCCAAGUUAAGCCAAGCAACCCACUCAACAGACUAAGUGAAGGGAUGCCAUCAAAUCUUAUGGCUUUACUGAGGUCCAUCCCAACAAUAACUCUUCAAUUCUUCCACUCUGGCCCCAACGGAACCACAUUGACUGACUUUAAAAUUCUCGCCCGGCUAAUUGAUGAAACAACGACACUACUAGUGCCAGUAUCAGAUAUGGAUAUGGAUGGUGAAAGAGUGAUAUCACUUUUAAUUAAU